Messenger RNA from Somion occarium, 2291 nucleotides. The record is from the annotation of a GenBank genome assembly. NCBI's taxonomy places the organism in Eukaryota, Fungi, Basidiomycota, Agaricomycetes, Polyporales, Cerrenaceae.
GUCCAAUCUUUUCUCCUCUUCCUGGACGUUGAGUGCCUUCACUUUCGCCUUGCUUCGUUAUCAAUCUGGGCACUUUUUCUGCGCAAGAUACAUGUGUACGUAUCAGCAGACCUGUUCCUGUCGUGCAACUGUGUGCAUGCGGAGUUCGAUCUUGUCGGAGACGACUGAUUGAACGUUAUUUGAAGACUUCUACUUCUCGGACCUGGUGGAAUUGUCUCGCGAGAACUUGACCGUGGAAUACUCGCGAAGUUUUUCACCUUUUCCGUUUAACCAUACUCACCUCUAUCUAUUGGAUAAGCAGAGACAUGGCCAAGAUCAAACUUCACGGCAUAAUAUUCAAUUACUUACCUUCGCCCACUGGGGAAGGGAGUCUGGACGCCUCCUUCUGAGAAGCACAAGAUUGACAAGAGUUAUUCCAGUUGCGGGAACAGCCGUUCUUGACAUACUACAGGCCCUGAAGAGGAUACGGUCACUACAUAAUUUGCGUUUCCCAUUCCCCGCCGACUUCCGUUACGCUUCGUGCAUCAAGGUCUCGCAAGAUAUAUUGCAGUGCUAAACCUGUCUGAUCUCCUUGCUGAUCUCGGCCGCGAUCUGCCUUCGUUCGGGUCCCAUUAUAGCUACCAUGCAUAAACCGCUUGCUGUUCGCGUGUCCUCAUGCACUUAUGCUCGAGGUCCCAGAUGAUAUAACUCUCUAUAACAUCAUCAACGAUCUUGUCGGACUGUCCUGCAAGCUAUCCGUUCUUUUUCUGGGUGAUGCCUCGACCUUUUCCAAUCAGGUACUCUGAUCUGCGGCGAAUCUUAUUUAUGAAGCCUGGUCGGCAACCUACCGGCAACUCCAUUUCCCAGAAGGUCGAAGAUACGGAGCCUCUGCCAGUCAAUUCAUCUUCAGGACACCAACCUGAACCCCUAGUUUCACCUGUCCCCCAAGACACCAUGUCCGACCAUCCUGACAGUUAUAUUGCGUACUCAUUUACAGAGAAGAACGGCAAACUUCAGAAGAUCAAUGUACCUUGGAAAGACCCUCAGGAGGGCGAGAUUGUAGUGAAAGUACUGGCGUGCGGCGUUUGUGGAAGCGACAUUUUCGUUGGGGAGCAGCAGCUUCCAACCGGUCUGCCGCGUAUCCCAGGUCAUGAGAUUGUGGGGACCGUCUGGGCCGUUCCUUCUACUGAGCACAAGUUCAAAGUAGGAGAGCGUGUCGGUGCAGGUUGGCACGGCGGCCACUGCUUCAGCUGCGAUAUGUGUAUCGCAGGCAAUUUCUCUCAGUGCAGAAAGCAAACUAUAAAUGGUAUAUUCCGGGAUGGUGGAUAUGCCGAGUACGUUACUCUUAGAACCGAGUGCAUGAUUUAUGUCUCCGAGGACCUCGAUCCUGCGGAGACUGCCCCGCUCUUGUGUGCGGGAAUAACAGCUUUCAACUCUAUUCGACACAUGGACGCCAGCCCCGGCGAUCUAGUUGCUGUGCAGGGUAUCGGAGGAAUUGGUCACUUGGCCGUCCAAUAUGCUAAGGCGAUGGGCUUCAACACUGUCGCGAUCUCGUCUUCCGACGCCAAACGCGAACUCGCAGGUCGACUCGGCGCCUCUCAUUUCGUCGACUCCUCCAAGGAGCCACCCGCGAAAGCUUUGCAAACUCUUGGCGGAGCACAAAUGAUCGUCUGCGCAGCACCAAACGAGAAGAUCAUCGAGGAAGUGUUGAUGGGAUUGGGUCCGAACGGGACCUUGUUGAUCAUCGCCCUAGCCAGGGCUUCGGUGUCCAUCCCUAUCUGUCAGUACCUAUCCAUCUUUCGUCAUCUGCUGUUCAUUUGUUGCUUUGGUUGGUUGGGUGGGUGGCUGAUCUUUGAUCUUUUGUUACAGUCCCUCUUGUGAAGAACCGUAUCUCCGUCAGGGGUUGGGCUAUCGGCAACCCAAAGGACACCCAGGAUUGCAUCGCUUUCUCGAAACAGACCGGCGUGAAGUGUUUGAUUGAAAAAUUCCCUCUGGAUAAGGCUCAAGAGGCUUAUGACCAUCGUGAGUCGGCCAAAUUUAGGGCCGUUAUCGUGCCUUGAAUAGUCGUUGUAUGGCUGGAUGCGCUUGGCGGGCUUGUCAACUUGAGAAUACGGGGCUUUCUGAGAAACGCCAUAAGUGUAUUGUGGUCGUGAUGUAGAGGUCAGGCAUGUACAUGCGAGCGCAUAGAAUUUGCGAGUACCUAAACGAAUGUGGGAAGUAGUGAAUAGAAUGUGUAUACAGGUUAUUGAUAUGGGUAUGUGCAUUGAACAAGAAGCAGCUUGUUCAACGUGUGAUUAUGAAUGGUCCUUGAG